Thlaspi arvense is the source of this 423-nucleotide messenger RNA. NCBI's taxonomy places the organism in Eukaryota, Viridiplantae, Streptophyta, Magnoliopsida, Brassicales, Brassicaceae. The record is from the annotation of a GenBank genome assembly.
AUGGAUUCACAGGCAGAAGUUAAGAGUGAAAACAAAUGCAAUGGAGAUGUUAAUAUCGAUGCAAAGUUGCUUGGUCUAGCUCUGGAACAAACUCCUUUACCCCUUGCAACCUCCCACCAGCCACCACUCAUCAUGGUUCCUCUCAUCAUGCGCCUUCACCAUCACUCAAGUCCUUGCCCUAAUCUCCGCCUCGAAUUCAACAAUAAAACUGUCCACACCGACGAUGCCCACAUCGCUGAGGCCAUUAAAGACGCCACCAAUGAGAUUGCUGGUGCUGGAAAAGGGAUCUCAAACACUCCAUUAACUCUAAUCGUUGAGAAAAUGGGGGUUCCAGAUCUUACAAUGAUCGAUCUCCCGGGAUCACAAGGGUCUCUGUUCAUGGCCAACCCCAAGAUAUCUACGAGCAAAUAUCUGCAAUUAUAA